GUUGCAGAUAAAAGCUCAAAAAGUCAUGGAGAAAACCGUGAGACUCAAAACUGUCAAUGUAUUGUGAAGCAUUAACCUAUUCUUACCUACUCUGCAUGUUUGUGUGUGACUGAGAGACAGCCGGAGAUAUUACCGGACGGUGUUCGACGGAGAAGAAUGGCCGGGUUGGUUCAAGACCGGAAUGGAGAAAAACGGAUGGACAAGCAGAUUGGUUGCAUGUCUGGUUUCCUUCAGAUCUUUGACCGCCAACAGAUUUUGGCCGGCAAACGCAUCCACUCCACCAAGCGCCUCCCUCCUUCCACCGGAUUCCCUGCAUCAUCGGAGACGGUGAAUUCCGUUAAGUCGCCGGAGUUUUCUGGAGAGGUAGGAAAGACAGAGCCACAGAAACAUGCGGUGGUGGUACCAGCAAGUCCAAACAGUUCUCAAUCAUCCGCGGCAGAGAAUGCAAAUGUCCGCUCGAUAGCAAUGCCGGAGAUAUCACAGCUGUUGGUUCCGAGAGAGGUCCGUAUCAACAAUGCAGUUGCAUCAGUCAAUGGUGCCAAUUGUAAUAGCAAGGUUGCUGAAGGCGAUGACAAGCAACGGCGAUCCCCCAGCGUCAUUGCGAGACUCAUGGGACUCGAGCCAUUGUCAUCUUCCGAUCAGAAAAGUUCACAGCCCGUUACAAAACUGACGCUACGGAGAUCUGCUUCGGAAGCUACGGAUUCAAGAGAUCUGGUUCGCUCAAAAUACAUCGACGGCAACAAUUUCCAGGUGAAACUGCCGAAUCAUUCCCAAAAGAGAACCGUAGAAACUAUUGUUAGAGAUGAAGGGAGAAAUGUAAGUAACAGAGAAUCCUCAAAUGGUAGUGCCAUGAAAUCAAUGCGAAAUGCAUCGGGAAAUCCGAAGUCUGAAUCUCCUAGAACGUCUCCAUGGAGGUCGUCUCAGCAAAAGAGAAGCUUCUUUGAUUCAGCGGAUUUUUUCCCGGAGCCAAAUCAGAUGACGGUGUCGAUGCAUGGAGAUUUCGAGAAGAAAUUGAAGAUGAGAGGGAUGGAUGAACAGUCAAAUGAUCUAGGCACAUUGAAACAAAUUCUUGAAGUUUUGCAACUUAAAGGUCUUUUGCGUUCUACCAGACCUCCAAUUAGAGACCACCAGCAAAAUUUCGUCUACGAUCGGAAUCUGCCUUCCGACGAAUCCAGCAUAAUCCUCAUGAAACCUUCGCGUUCGGCAGCCUCAAAAGUUGAUAAUCAGAGAUCUGCAAAUGAUUCUCGAGGACCGCGUAGAUAUGCUACCGAAAUUUCUCCGUCCAUUAGUCCAAAACGGGAAGGUGGAGCUGUUAAUCGGACCGGGAGGAGUCCGGUGAGAGCUAGAAACUCUUCGCCCACUCGAAUCGAGAGUAACUUAAAGAGUUGUAAUUCAAUUGUUAAAAGGAGACCAUUAAGCAUUGAAAUCCAAAGAAGAGCAAAUGACUCCUCCGAUUCACUUCGAACUACGCCAAUUAAUUCUCCCAAACUUACACCUAAAAGAAACCAUUCCUCAACUAACAGGUCUCCGAUACACCAGAAACCGAUGGAAUCAUCCUCGUUUAAUUCUCCAAAGCAACGGAUCAUCAAAAACGUAGUUACAGACGACGAAUCAUCCUCCAUUUCUGAAAGCACCUUCAGUACACCUUCAACAACCGAUACAGAGAGAUCCAAAUGGGAGGGACUCAGAGAAGGAAGAUGUUCGUUACAUAAAUGUGACAAGUUGCUACAUAGCGUAGGUAAGAUGAACAGUACCACUGAGUCAUCGCCGAUUUCAACCACAGUUCUACCGAGUCCGGUGUCGGUCCUUGACUCGGGAUUUGACAAGGACGAGUCGUCGUCUCCUUCACACAGCAUUGAUUACAAAGCAACUCCAGCCGUUGAUUUUGAAGAGGAUACAUCGCAUUCGCAUCAUCUUCAGGAAGAUUCCAAUGUCUUCUUCUCGAUCGAGAAACAGUUAUACAAUACCAAAGACACAUCGAAGGUCUCUAAACGCCAACGAAAGCUCGUGUUCGACGUAAUCGUCGAAAUCCUUGAGAAAAGUAGACAGUUUCCGCCAUGGAAGAAGGUGGUUUCCUUUACAGAUUCCGGUAUGUCUCUAAAACAGAUAUGGUCUGAAUUUCAGAAAAUCCGAGAGAUAAACACCGGCGAUGGCCUAUUGGAAUUGAUUACCGGUGUUUUAAGGAAAGAUAUCGUCGGAAUCAAUGAUUGGGAAGAUUAUCCAAUCGAGACGUCGGAAGCGAUACUGGACAUCGAACGGAUGAUCUUCAAGGAUUUGGUGAACGAAGCAAUCCGAGAUCUAACUGAAUUUUCCGGCAGAUCAAUGUUUUUGAGACCUCAAAGGAAACUAGUUUUUUAA
Molecule: messenger RNA, 2358 nt
Organism: Lactuca virosa
Lineage: Eukaryota; Viridiplantae; Streptophyta; Magnoliopsida; Asterales; Asteraceae
Source: the annotation of a GenBank genome assembly